AUGUUCCCUUCAAUCUACUCUUCAUCUGUUUGUUUCCUCCUUACAUUUCCUUAUUCUACUCUACUACUUUCACUUUACCCUCUUCACAUGUUCCCUUCACCUUACUCCCUUCAUGUUCCCUUCACCCUUCAUUUCACUUCCUCCCUUUACCCUCUCUAUUUUUCCCGCUCAAGAAUAACACACGUAAAAAAUAUAAACUUUUAAUAGUUUUUGGCGCAAAGCUUUACUCCAUUUAUUUAUUUAUACACACUCUAUAACCUCUCAUUUUUCAAUCCUCCACGUCGCCGUCUAGACCAUCCCCCCUUCCUUUCACAUUUUUAUUUUUUCGUCUCCAACGCCCUUUAUUUUUUUACUAUUUUUACGAAAAAUGCUCUUAGCAGACGCUUGCCGGGGAUUUUUUUAUUUCCUUUUUUUGUUGUUUUUGCUUUUUUAACUCAAAACAACACAACUCUUUUCUGCUUAAUAACGUGUGCAAGAGUUCAUCCAAAUGAAAAAAAAUUUUUUUUCUUGACAGACCCAACUUUUUUUUUCUUUAUUUUUCACUUUUUGUUUACCUCCUACUUAAAUUCCUUCCUCCUUUUU
This is a messenger RNA of Meloidogyne enterolobii, 582 nucleotides long. NCBI's taxonomy places the organism in Eukaryota, Metazoa, Nematoda, Chromadorea, Rhabditida, Meloidogynidae. The record is from the annotation of a GenBank genome assembly.